Macadamia integrifolia is the source of this 3848-nucleotide messenger RNA. RefSeq names its product protein SMAX1-LIKE 6-like. Gene Ontology annotation, molecular function: ATP hydrolysis activity; ATP binding. The transcript has 3 exons. NCBI's taxonomy places the organism in Eukaryota, Viridiplantae, Streptophyta, Magnoliopsida, Proteales, Proteaceae. The record is from RefSeq and is a predicted model, not a curated record. The coding region runs from base 435 to 3698 and encodes 1087 amino acids.
CUUCAUUCCACCAUUUCUCUUUCUUUUUUCUUAAAGAGAGAGAGGCAGAUAGAAUAGACCCAUUGGAAUAACUGAUGUGAAUUGAUGGUUGGACCCAUCGGCAUAAGUGGGCACGGCAUCUCACGAUGCUCCGUGCGCGCACCUAUGAGGGUAUGAGUCGUAUGACCGAGAGAGAGGGAGAGGGAGAGAGAGAGUUUGUGGGAGUGAGAAUCUGUGCUCACCAUGUGUUUGUUCAACGGUCUCAAAGAGAGAAAGAAGGGACCCACGAAGCACCAAUGCCUUUUUGGAGAGCAAACAGCGACAAGGAGUCUCAGCUACUUAAAUAAUUAAAAGGUGAUGAAGUCUACUCCACUGGAAUUUUUUAUUUGGUUUGGUGGCGUUGAGUGGAUUGAGUUUGAUUUGUUAAUUUCCUCUUAUAUUUAUGAUCGCCGGCGAUGCGAACGCCGGUUAGUGCCGCUAGGCAAUGCUUAACAUCCGAGGCCGCGUGCGCGCUCGACGAGGCCGUUGGCGUCGCUCGCCGCCGCGGCCAUGCUCAAACCACCUCUUUACAUGCCGUCUCGGCUUUCCUCGCGCUGCCCUCCUCGUCGCUGCGCGAGGCAUGCACGCGUGCUCGCAGUUCCUCUUAUUCUCCUCGCCUUCAGUUUAAAGCUCUCGAGCUCUACUUCGGUGUUGCACUCGAUCGUCUCCCUUCGUCUCAGGCCCUUGAUGAGCCUCCCAUAUCCAACUCUCUCAUGGCUGCCAUCAGACGCUCUCAAGCGAAUCAAAGGCGGCACCCCGAAAGCUUCCACUUCCAUCAGCAACAGCAGCAGCAACACACUUCGCUUUCGUGUGUCAAAGUUGAGCUUCGGCAGUUGACAUUGUCAAUUCUCGAUGACCCUGUUGUUAGUAAGGUGUUUGCGGAAGCGGGCUUUCUUAGCUGCGAUAUCAAGUUAGCGAUUGUUCGCCCACCACUGCCGCUCAUUCGUCAUCCUCGUCGGUGCCCCCCAAUCUUCUUAUGCAAUUUAACUGGUGGAGAUUCUGAGCCUGGUCGACGGAGUUUCAGUUUUCCGUUCCCGGGUUUCGCUGGGUUUUCUGGGCAUUCGGGAGUAGAUGAUAAUUGCACGAGGAUAGGUGAGAUUCUUGCGAAGAAGACUGGGAGAAAUCCAUUGCUUGUGGGUGUUUUCGCUCACGAUACGGUUCGGAGUUUCGCAGAAUGUGUACAGAGAGGAAAAGCAGGUGUUUUGCCUGCUGAAUUACCUAGAUUGAGCUUCAUUUGUAUUGAGAAGGAGCUUUCAGAGUUAUUUUCUGCCAUUGGGAGUGAGGAUUCUCUGGGUUUGAGGUUUGAGGACUUGGCUCAUUCAGUAGAGAGUUGUUCUGGGUCGGGCGUGGUUGUUAACAUUGGAGACUUGGAAAGAUUCAUUACUGACGGCUCGAUUGAUGCCGUGAAUUACGUAGUUUCCCAAUUGACAAAGCUGCUGGAGCUUCACCAUGGGCACUUGUGGUUGAUCGCGGAAGCAGCAAGUUAUGAGAUAUAUCUGAAGUUCCUAAGAAGGUUCCCUUCUAUAGAGAAAGAUUGGGAUUUGCAACUCCUGCCAAUCACCUCUCUCAAACCUUCCAUCGGUUCCAUGGGAGGACUCUACUCUAGACCCAACAGCUUGGAUUCGUUUGUUCCAUUUGGUGGGUUUUUUCCUACACCAUCUCAUCUGAAGGGACCAUUAAGCAGCACAUAUCAAUCUGUACCUCGGCUGCAUACAGCUGAACUGAACAUAAAUGAGGGACUGGAUAUUGCAAAGGCCGGAGAUGAUGGGUUGAUAUUGAAUUCCAAAAUCUUGGGGCUGCAGAGAAAAUGGAAUGAUAGAUGCUUGCAUCUUCACCAGAGCUGUGGAAAGGCUGAUGAGAAUGCUUAUCAAGCUGGAUCUCAGAGUCUUCCAACUUUCGAGGGUUUUCCAUUUGUUGUAGAUGGUAAAGAAAAACUUGAUGAUCACAACGGCAACAGUAAAAAUGCCUCCCUAAAUGAAGGUGGAUGUAAAGAUGUUAUUCCUCCCUUGUCUAUGAACUUGGAAAGGGUUUCCACGCCUGAACUGAGCAUGCCCAUUUCAGUGGUUCCAAAAUGCAAGAGUGAGAACUUCCUUUCCACACUACAGGUAACACCUUCAAAGAGUGAACACCUUGAGGCGGAGGAUGUCUGUUCCCCCGAAGGCACUCCGUCGAGUUUAAACAUGCCAGAUGGUCAUGCAUCAUCUUCUUCGGCAACUUCUGUGAUGACAGAUUUAGGGUUGGGAUCACUUUAUGCAUGUACAUCUAAGGAGCCAAAAAAACCAGCAUGUCUAUCUCUUAAAGAACUUCUGCAGGAUUGUUCUGGUUGGUCUCCUACUGAGAUUGAUGUGGACAACAGCAGUAUUUCAAACCCUCCUGCCCAGUCUCCCUCCUACCCUGGUCCUGAUCUGAGCCGUGAUUUUGAUCCAACAUAUUUCAAGAACGUGUGGAGAGGUCUUAUGGACAAGGUUGGCAGGCAAGAUGAAGCUAUACAUGCCAUUAGUCAAACUAUAGUCCGCUGCAGAACAGAAGGUGAAAGACGUCGUGGGGCAAACCGGAAAGGAGAUAUAUGGUUCAAUUUCCUUGGACCUGAUAUAGUUGCAAAGAAGAAAACUGCCUUGGCCCUUGCAGACAUAAUAUUUGGCAGUGAGGAAAACCUUAUCUGUGUGGAUCUAAGUUCCCACUGUAGCAGCCAUCCAAACAUGAUCCUUGAUCGUCAUGAAAUGAAUAAUUAUGAUGUGAAGUUCCGAGGGAAGACAGUUGUUGAUUACAUUGCUGGGGAGUUGAGCAAGAAACCCUUGUCAGUUGUCUUCAUUGACAAUGUAGAGAAGGUUGAUAUACUAGCCCAAAAUAGCUUGUCCUCUGCUAUUAGGACUGGUAAAUUUUCAGACUCACAUGGAAGAGAAAUUGGCAUAAACAAUGUGAUCUUUGUGACAGCCUCAAGAGUUACAAAGGGUAUGAAAACCUUCUUUUCUGGUAAGGAACCCUUUAAUUUCUCGGAGGAGAGAAUUUUAGGAGCUCAAUGCCGGCAAAUGCAAAUUUUUAUUGGAGGUGCUCGUGAUCAUUCCUCCAAAAGCAAUAGUUCAAAUGUAUUGGUGACUCCUAGGAAAGGCAUCUCUGGCUUGUUUGUGAAUAAGCGGAAACUGAUUGAUUCUGGUGACCCCACCAUGCAGCAAGAAGCCUUGGAGACAGCCAAACGGGCCCACAGACCAUUAACUAUAAAUCUAGAUUUGAAUCUGUCUUUUGAAGAGUUGGAGGCAAAUGAUACCGAUAACAGAAACUAUGACAGUGAAGCUGUAUCUGAGAACUCAGAGGCUUGGUUGGAAGACUUUUUUGAUCAAAUGGAUGAAACGAUCAUUUUCAAGCCUUUUGAUUUUGAUGCCCUUGCUGACAAAAUAUUGAAGGAGAUCAACAAGAGCUUCUGCAAGACAAUUGGGUGUAAUGGUCUGCUGGAGGUUGAUGCAGAAGUCAUGGAACAGAUACUUGCUGCUGCAUGGUUAUCGGACAGGCAUGAAGCAAUAGAGGACUGGGUGAACAAUGUUCUCGGAAGGUGCUUUGCUGAGGCCCGCCAAAGGUAUAGUUUCUUAGUUAGGUCUGUUUUGAAACUUGUUUCCUGUGAGGGGCUCUUAAUGGAAGAGCAAGCAACUGGAAUUCGCCUUCCUGCGCAAAUUAUCCUGAAUUGAUGUGUGUGUAGUUACAGAUGUAUAAUAAGGUUACUUGUAGCAUUUAAUGUCUUGCUUUUCCUGUUAAUCCCAUGGUUUUAUUGGGAUUUUUCAGUUUAUGUUUGUAUAUUGUAUUUAUCACUAUUAGAGAAUGUAUGAAUGCUUAUAGUC